AUGCAUUCUUUCCAUCUCCUCCUUCUCACCUUCGCCACGCAACUGUGCGUUGCCAUGAAUGUCCCAGCCAACAUUCAAAACUUCUACAACAACAUCAAAAACGCCGGCUCAUGCAGCAACAUUCUCCAAACAGCAUUCUCAUACUGCGGCGAUCACCUCGAUGACUAUGGAGUGAUCUAUCUCCAAGGAACAGAUGGCGCGCUUGCCGACAUGGAUAUAGAUUGCGAUGGUCUGCAAAACGGACCUGGUGAUGACGGCCGAUGUGGCUCGUCGACCGAUACUCAAAGCCAGUCCUCUUUUGAAGAUAUCAUUUCUGGGUAUGGACAAGGAGUGGGCGAAUUGAAUGCUUUCGUGCAUCCGUAUGUUGUGUUUGGCAACGAGGGCAGUAGCGGUGGCUAUCAGAAUUUCAAUCCUCAGGACUAUGGAGUUAAGCCAUUAAGCUUGAUGGCUGUUGUUUGUGGAGGUCAGAUGUUUUAUGGUAUUUGGGGCGACGAGAAUGGCGAUGAUGGACCAAAAGCCAUGGUUGGAGAAGCGUCGAUCUCAAUGGCAACCCUAUGCUUUGGAGAUAGCGUGAAUGGGAACAGCGGCCAUGCCGAUACAGAUGUUCUUUACAUUGCGUUCACGGGGUCUGACGCUGUUCCAGGUACCAGCGCAAAGUGGGACGCUGAUUCUGUGGGGGAGUUUGAGGGUAGUAUCCAAGCUUUGGGAGACAAUUUGAUUCAGAGGAUUGGAGGUGGUGGUUCUACGUCACCUGCUUCAUCAUCACCUUCAGCAAGUUGCCCUCCAUGCUCAUGGGAUGGACACUGUGCAGGCGCCUCUUGUGACACGGCAGAUGAUUGCGAUGGAAGCUUGACCUGCAUUGAUGGCCAAUGUGGAGGUGAAAAGGUGCUGCGGGAUGAGGAGCAAAUAACUUAUAGGAGCAAGAGCGAGAAUGUUGGGCAAGCAUACUUCAUUGAGAAUGUCGGACUAUCACCACGUAAACGCCAAGAAAAUAUCGCAAAAGUCGGCCCCGGAAAACCCGCUGGUGACGAGGCGACCGAUGAACCUUUGGAUGAUUGACAAUUGACGACGGUCUAUAUAGCAACAAGAUGGCGCUUUUUUGGCGGGUGGAUUUCUUGGCCAUUCUUUAUGAGGCAAUAAAAGAAGUCGCAAAAGUUGAAUCGAACCGACAAACGAAAUGGGAGCGAAAUCUAUGUGGCCAAUGAUUCCUUCGACACUGAUGAUGUUUCUUCUUGCGCUUACGUCGUACGCUGCCAUGUUGCACUUGGUCAUGAUGCUUCGACGGUAUUGCGAAGAGAAUGAGUGUGGAGUUAGGCGGAUGUUUGUGAAUGCUGGGCAUUGAGGGUUUUCAAUGGAAAAGAGUCAGAGCUGAAGGAAUGUUCUUAUUGAAGACGAAGAAGUGGGUAACUACAUCGACGACAAAUGUUGUGGAACUGACGAAUGAGCAGUGUAACCAUCAUCGAGCUGGUUCCUCGGUCCGCCAGAAUGCCUCUUGUGUAGACGACCAACCAGAGAAAAUGGAAUUGUCAAGAAC
Molecule: messenger RNA, 1534 nt
Organism: Mollisia scopiformis
Lineage: Eukaryota; Fungi; Ascomycota; Leotiomycetes; Helotiales; Mollisiaceae
Product: Chitosanase-domain-containing protein
Exons: 6
Coding region: 1-1059 (352 amino acids)
Molecular function (GO): chitosanase activity
Source: RefSeq, a predicted model, not a curated record